This is a messenger RNA of Calidris pugnax (ruff), 1039 nucleotides long. RefSeq lists its product as uncharacterized. The transcript has 2 exons. NCBI's taxonomy places the organism in Eukaryota, Metazoa, Chordata, Aves, Charadriiformes, Scolopacidae. Bases 18 to 881 code for a protein of 287 amino acids. The record is from RefSeq and is a predicted model, not a curated record.
CCAUCAUCGUUGGGUUGAUGGUCUUUGGGUCCAUGGGGAUGGUCUUUGGGUCCAUCAUCGUUGGGUUGAUGGUCUUUGGGUCCAUGGGGAUGGUCUUUGGACUCAUCAUUGUUGGGUUGAUGGUCUUUGGGUCCAUCACCGUUGGGUUAUUGGUCUUUGUGUCCAUGGAGUUGGUCUUCAUUGUUGGGUUGAUGGUCUUUGAGGAGAUGGAGAUGGUCUUUGGAGUCAUCAUCAUUGGGUUGAUGGUCAUUGGGUCCAUGGGGAUGGUCAUUAGGUCCAUGGAGAUGGUCUUUGGGUCCAUCAUCGUUGGGUUGAUGGUCAUUGAGAAGAUGGAGAUGGUCUUUAGGGCCACCAUCGUUGGGUUGAUGGUCAUUGGAGCCAUCGUGGUUGGGUUGAUGGUCAUUGGGUCCAUGGAGAUGGGUCUUGAGGAGAUGGAGAUGGUCUUUAGGGCCAUCAUGGUUGGGUUGAUGGUCAUUGGGUCCAUGGGGAUGGUCUUUGGGGCCAUGGAGAUGGGUCUUGGGUCCAUGAAGAUGGUCUUUGGGGCCAUCACCGUUGGGUUGAUGGUCCUUGAGGAGAUGGAGAUGGGUCUUGAGGCCAUCAUGGUUGGGUUGAUGGUCAUUGGGUCCAUGGGGAUGGUCAAUGGGGCCAUGGAGAUGGGUCUUGGGGCCAUGGAGAUGGUCUUUGGGGUCAUCACCGUUGGGUUGAUGGUCAUUGAGAAGAUGGAGAUGGUCUUUGAGAAGAUGGAGAUGGUCUUUGGGUCCACCAUGGUUGGGUUGAUGUUCUUUGGGUCCAUGGGGAUGGUCAUUGUGUCCAUGGAGCUGGUUGUCCUUGACGGUGCCACUGACGCGUGGGCUGAGCCCGGGGCCGGGCGGUGGCCGUGACCAUCGUGGUGGCCAUGGUGGUGGCCAUGGUGGUGGUGGUGGUGGCCAUGGUGGUGGGCGGUGGCCCGAAGGUCGGCAGCACCGGACGGGCAGCGCCCGCAGCGAGGGCUACUACCCCAUCAGCCGGGGGGAGAAGGCCCGGUACCUCCACCCCACCC